Molecule: messenger RNA, 1209 nt
Organism: Geodia barretti
Lineage: Eukaryota; Metazoa; Porifera; Demospongiae; Tetractinellida; Geodiidae
Source: the annotation of a GenBank genome assembly
AUGGCAACUAUCCCCACGGCAGUCUUCCCCGACGAGCGGGGACGCUUCGGCGACUACGGCGGCAAGUUCAUUCCCGAGACCCUGAUGGCGGCGGUUGCCGAGCUGGAAGAGGCUUACAACACCGUAAAGGCUGACGAGGACUUCCAGGCACGCCUCGUCGACCUGCUUAGUUCCUAUGUCGGCCGCCCCACCCCCCUCUACUUCGCCGAAAAUCUGACGCGCCACCUGGGCGGGGCCAAGAUCUAUCUCAAACGCGAGGACCUCGCUCACACCGGCGCCCACAAGAUCAACAAUGCCCUCGGACAGGCACUCUUGGCCCAGCACAUGGGCAAGCGGCGCAUCAUCGCCGAGACCGGCGCUGGCCAGCACGGCGUCGCCGCGGCCACCGCCUGCGCCAUGCUGGGGCUGCAGUGCAUCGUCUACAUGGGCGAGGAAGACAUCCGCCGACAGUCCCUCAAUGUGUUCCGAAUGCGCCUGCUGGAGGCCGAGGUUAUCAGCGUCGAGUCGGGGACCCGGACGCUGAAGGACGCCAUCAACGAGGCCAUCCGCGACUGGGUCACCAACGUGGAAACCACCCACUACCUCAUCGGCAGCGUGGUGGGCCCGCACCCCUACCCGGUGAUGGUGCGAGACUUCCAGUGCGUCAUCGGCCGGGAGGCCCGGGCGCAGAUCCUGCAGGCCGAAGGUCGCCUGCCCGACUAUGUGAUGGCCUGCGUCGGAGGCGGAAGCAACGCCAUUGGCACCUUCCACCCCUUUGUGCCCGACGAGGAUGUCCGGCUGGUGGGGCUGGAGGCCGGGGGCCGGGGCCUGGACAGCGGCGAGCACUCGGCCACCCUCACCGCCGGGCGGCCCGGGGUCCUGCACGGCUCAAUGACCUAUCUGCUGCAGGACGAGGACGGACAGGUCAGCCCGGCCCACAGCAUUUCGGCGGGGCUGGACUAUCCCGGCGUGGGCCCGGAGCAUAGCUACCUCAAGGACUCAGGCCGCGCCGAAUACAGUGAGGUCACCGACCCGCAGGCCCUGGAGGCCUUCCACCUCCUCUGCCGCACCGAGGGCAUCAUCCCGGCGCUGGAGUCGGCCCACGCCAUCUAUGGCGCCGCAGACCUGGCCCCAAAGCUUCCCCAAGACAGCAUCAUACUCGUUUGCCUCAGCGGCCGCGGUGACAAGGACAUUGGAAUAGUAGCCGAAGCUGAAAACAUCGACCUUUAG